AUGCUCUCAGCAAUCAUGCUUGGGCUGCUGGCAGCCACUGUCUCCUGCUCUCCCAUCAGCCAACGCCAGCUCGGUGGCUCUUCGUCCACAUCUGACGAGCUACAAGAUGGAGACUGCCGCGACGUGAUCUUCAUCUUCGCCCGUGGUUCGACUGAGCCUGGCAACAUGGGCAUCACAGUCGGCCCCUCAACCUGCUCCGCCCUCAAAGACUCCCUCGGCGACGACGCCGUAGCCUGCCAGGGCGUAGGAGGAGCCUACUUAGGCGAUCUGGGUUCCAACGCCCUCCCAGACGGCACAACGCAAGCCGCCCUCGACGAAUCCACCAAAAUGUUCAACCUCGCUUCCUCCCAAUGCCCCAACUCCAAAGUCGUCGCCGGCGGCUACAGCCAAGGCGCCGCCGUGAUGGCCGGCUCAAUCGGCACCCUCGACACCGCCGUGAAAGCGCAAGUCAAAGGCGUGGUGCUCUACGGCUACACGAAGAACCUGCAGAACGGCGGCGCGAUCCCGGAUUAUCCGGAAGAGCAGACGAAGGUCUUCUGUAAUGCUAGUGAUGGGGUUUGUAGCGGGACGUUGAUGGUUACGGCGGGGCAUUUGACUUAUACGACGGAUGUUCCUGAGGCGGCGAGUUUUCUGGAGGAGAAGAUUGGGAGUGCGACGGCGAGUGGGGCGGGUUCGACGACUUCGGAGGCGGCGGCGGGUGAGAGUUCGAGUGCUUCUGGACUGGGCGGGUUUUUUGGAAUCUAA
This is a messenger RNA of Zasmidium cellare ATCC 36951, 744 nucleotides long. Its product is annotated as carbohydrate esterase family 5 protein. Gene Ontology annotation, molecular function: cutinase activity. The coding region runs from base 1 to 744 and encodes 247 amino acids. Gene Ontology annotation, biological process: carbohydrate catabolic process. Gene Ontology annotation, cellular component: extracellular region. The transcript has 2 exons. Lineage: Eukaryota; Fungi; Ascomycota; Dothideomycetes; Mycosphaerellales; Mycosphaerellaceae. The record is from RefSeq and is a predicted model, not a curated record.